CAUCAUCAGCAGCAGCAGCACUGCGGCCGCGGUGUAAUCAGGCGGCUCCAGGGCUGAGGCGCACCGUGCCACACAGUGAUAAGGCUCCUCGGAAGAAGAAGAGGAGGAAACUUCCCUCCAGACCUGACUCGUUCUUUCAGCUGCACUUUGACGACGCACCACAAACUGGAUUUUAACCAAUUCCGUUUGAAAGACAUCCUUGGAAUAAUCUCACUUUCACGCACUUCACGCACAUCCCUGGCUGGUGGGGGUUCCUUUGUGAAUUCCCUCUCUCGCGUAGAAAUGCGCGUGAAUCUUCUCUUGGCUGAAUUUCUUUCUCUGGAGUUGCGCCUGUGUCAGAGCGCGCACACUUUUGGCGCAAGGUGCACGUCGGAGAGAAAAAAAUAAAGUUGGACGUGUCUUAUCAUCCGUGCGCAGGAACUUUUUUUUUUCUUCUUUUUUAAAAGUCUCCCACACGUGAGGUGCCUGUGACCCGAGCUUCUCCUCCUCGUGCACCUCCGGCCGGUGGAGGCGACCCACGCGUAAAGGGGGGGGGCACCGCAGAGGACAGGGAGACUCCUCGAUGCCCGGUCCGCCAGAGAGGCUCGAGGCUGGGCAGCAGGAUGCAUGCGUGGGUUCAGCUGGUGCUGCUGGCGGCGUGUCUGCGGGUCGGAGUGGCCGAGGGGGAGCCUCUGCCUGCAGCCCUGGUGGAGCUGGUUAGAAACAGCCCCAUCUCGUCCAUAGAGGACCUCCAGCUGCUGCUGCUCUCUGACUCCGUAGAUGAGGAGGACGGGACCUCUGCAGUCAGUGGAGGUCACAGACUACCAAGGAGUCUCGAUGCCCAGCCGGCCCAGCAGGCUCUGUGUAAAGUCCGCACGGAGGUGGUAGAGGUUACCAGGGCCAUGUUGGAUCGUAGCAAUGCUAACUUCAUGCUAUGGCCGCCCUGCGUGGAGGUGCAGCGCUGCUCCGGCUGCUGCAACACCAAGAGCCUGCACUGCGUCCCUGUCGUCACGCACACCAGAUACCUGCAGGUGAUGAAGAUCGAAUACAUUAAUAAAAGACCCACUUACACUAAAGCGGUGGUGUCCGUGGUGGAUCAUGUGGAGUGCCGGUGUCAGCCGGCGCCUCGAGCCCCAGCGCCAAGGAAAAAAUCAUCCCGCCGGCAACACAGCCACCAACAUCGGAACCAGACACUCAGCCAAGAACACGGACAGGCUAAGACUCAGUCCAAGGAUGAGCUGCAUCAGUGGGAUGAGCUGAAGCAGAACCAGAGGGCCCGCCUGGAGGAGCUGCUGGAGCAGCACUGGAGCCCCAGAGGAGACACCUUCACUCAGCCUGGAGAAGGCUACAGUCUGGCUGGGGACGACACGUCUCGGCCCGAUGGAGACGCGGUUCUCUUGGUUCCACACUGGACUCACAACUCCAGCAGGUUCCACGGGACAGAAGAGAACCCGGAGAACAUAGACAGCAACAAGACAGUUUCCUCAGUGGAUAACGUUGGUGUUGAGGUAAAGAACAAGUCGGUAGAAGGUGGGAGUAGGUCACUGCUCGACAGCACUGAGGGAAAAGUCAAUGUGGGAAACAGGAGCAGAGACAAAGGCACACAAACCCAAGUCCCAUUACUGCAAGAAGACAAAUCCAAAUUUACAAAGAAUCACAGGGGAGGUGUCUCACAACCUGUUACCGAAAAUCCUCGAGUCAAACUCAGUCCGACGGAGGAAACCAAUAGCGAGAGACGUGGGAACAGGCUGCGGCCGACGAAGGAACCGAAUCCGGAGCCUCGAGAGCUGGCGAGGCGGAGAGACAACGAGACUCCGGAGGAAGAGAGGAUAUUCCAGAUUGAAGAGGCAAAACUGAAGGAGGAGAGGAAAGAGCUUCUUGUCCUCCACAGGAGGUUGGACCAAGAGAAGGAGAUCCUGAGACAGCAGCAGAUGAGGCAAGAGGAAGAGGAGAGGCAGAGAGAAAAGGGGACAGACAGUCGAUAUCACCUGAGUGGUAAACAUCUCCAUCAUCUGCAAACAACGACACAGAAACCAGCGACGACAACGUCUACGACCACCACACGACAGCCCUCCGCUCCAGCAGGCCCCCGACCUCCAGCUCGUCCCAACCACACGAAGAGGAGGAUGAGGAAGAAUCGCAAACGCAUCAGCAAGGCAGCUAUGAGAGCGAUGCUCAUGUAGUACUACAGUAAACCCAGGGACACAGUGUGAACUUGGUGUAUCUUGUGGAUAAUCCAGAGGUGACGCAGAGCGACUCCCUUCAUUUAAGUAUUUAUUCCUUCAUUCAGUAACCUGCUCGUCCUGUGAGGUCUCCUCCGUAACACUACUAAUGACUGACCGGUCAACCUGUAAGUACGCCUGGAUGGAGUAAGAGGAACAUGGAAUAUAAACAAAAGGUUUUUUCUGGAAGAGAACACUUGCCUCUACGACGACAGUUGCCCGUGGCGCCCGAGGUUCGGAGGACUUGUGUGAAAGAGCAACACAUCUGGACGACUAAAACGGCAUCACUGUGGAUAAAAGUGCACUUUGAGAACUCUCCUUGGAACCAUGUCUUGAUAUCAAAAGAGAGAAACUGCACUUAUGGAUGAACAAAGCUGGGUCUGUGCAGGGUUUGAAUGACAAAUGUUUGUUGGACGUCAAAAUGGAAAAAACUCUUCCGUGUCAAGAAAGAAUCCAUUGUAAUGUAAGCGACAAUCAUUCAAUGGACUGCAAUGACAAACUAAUGCUGACUAAAAUCACCAGUAUCUCCAUGUGUGAUCACAUGUGUUGGGACUCAGUGUUGACUGUGUUGGGGAGAUGAAACCGUGUGGAUUCGCCGUACUAAGGCCUGAUAUCAUUUAUAAGUUCAUUAAAAAACAGUGAUGCUCUGUCCUUAACCAUAUUUAAUUAUAUUUAACUCACUGCAAACACUGGAAUUACACAGAUGUGAUUCGAGAACCAAAAACACGAACCGUCCCGUGUUUCCAAAUCUCAUCACGGGUGAAAAGAAAGAAGAUUCAGGUGCUAAAUGAACGGGAGGUGAUGGCGUCCCACCUGAGGCCUGACCGUGUGCUAGGAUUCUUAUUUAUUUGUGGAUUAACUCUGUAGAAAUACUGCAAACAAAUUGUCGUAGAGUCUUAUUUCACGAUGUUUGGGUGUUUCCAUCAGAAACAAUGAAAAAAACCUCCCAGUACCAUGCAGUGUUGAACCUGUCGAAACAAGUGUGUGCAUGUGUUGUUUUGUACGUGUGUAUUGUAGCUACACUUCACCUCGAUACUCACGUAGAAGCAUUUACAACAUCUGUUUCUCUCUCCGAUAGAGAGACGUCUUUCUUUAAGGAAUGGGGAGAUUUUUAGAUCAUCUUCGCUAAUAACACCACUUUCAUCAUCGUCAUAGACUGUGUAUAAAGAUGGAUGACAUGACAGUGCCCCGAAGUGAAGCCAAACAGCCUUGAUCGCCCCCUAAUGGCCGGCUGCAGUGUAGGUUAGAAGUCCCACCUCCUCCAUGUAAGUGGAUGAAACAUGGACAAUCCAAAGAGUCAAACUACACAUCGAAUAGAUUUAUCUCAAAGAUGGUAUCUCAGUGCUAAUUUUCUAGUAAGUUUGGUUUAAAUUAGUUUUUUAGGAUAUUUUGGCUUCAUUUCUGGAAAGUGGGAGGGGCUGGAAAUGUGUUGUCCAUCUCUAUCUAGUCUAUGAUCACCAUCACUAAUCAACCGAAUUCAGUGCACUUACCUUGACUGGUGCUCUUCUCAUUUAGCCACUCGACCUCUGGAGGGAACCAGGAAGUGGAAGAAAUGAUUUGAUUUCCAGGCUCAUUCCUGCAGCACUAGAAACAAAUAAUCUCAUUCUUUUAUAACUCUGGGAGAAAAAGAAACAGCCAUCUUUAACAUUUUUUUAUUGAACUGCUCUUGUAGCUGUUGUAUUACUCUAGCACACAGUGUUUUUGAGAUUCAAUUUUAAGCAAAGACUCUAAGUAAUUCCACUAGAAGGACAGAACAAGGCCGAACCAUUGCAGAUAUUGUUGUGUUAUAAUUCUGUCUGAAGCACACUGGUGUCCGAUAAUCACUUUUCAGCCAAACAUUAAGUUAUUGAAAAACAUGGCUUGUAUGUCCUUUGUCAAUUCACAACUGUUACUGAUUUUGUCUGUUUUGUUAUGAGAUACGAUGGAAAAAAGUAAUGUUUGUGAUAACUUUGCCAUCUAGUGCUAUUUUUUCAUAUGGGUAUAAGAAGCUAAUGUGCUUAAAUCUACUUGGUUUUGUGUUUUUAUAUCUUUUAACAUUUUUUCUAAAAUUCAAAACUUUUCUUCUAAAAGGACAAUAUUUUAUUUUGAAAGGUGAAUAACAGACAAAUGAAACAAAAUGGGUUUGAAGACCAAAGGCCAGUUUGUGUUUUUUCCGCGUCCAUGAGCUUCCUGUUUGGUCAUCAGUGUGAAAACCCAAAACUGUGCAUUCACCAAAGUAAAGUGGACGCUCCAUUCAUUCACCCUAUGCACUGUAUGUAUGUACUUUUUCAUGUUGUUCAAAUACAAAAAAGCAAAGCCGUUCUUCUUGC
Molecule: messenger RNA, 4510 nt
Organism: Limanda limanda (common dab)
Lineage: Eukaryota; Metazoa; Chordata; Actinopteri; Pleuronectiformes; Pleuronectidae
Gene: pdgfbb
Product: platelet-derived growth factor beta polypeptide b
Exons: 8
Coding region: 603-2162 (519 amino acids)
Biological process (GO): positive regulation of cell population proliferation; positive regulation of MAP kinase activity; positive regulation of ERK1 and ERK2 cascade
Cellular component (GO): membrane
Molecular function (GO): platelet-derived growth factor receptor binding; growth factor activity
Source: RefSeq, a predicted model, not a curated record